GCACCGCUUCUAGCUGUUUGGAGCCAAAACCUUGACGGGGGAAGGGGGCGGAGCGAGGCUGGCGUAGACUAGCCCCGGCAACCGUCAAGCAACCUAGGCAUGUUUUGCGACACAAGGCAAGGACGAUUCUGCGACUUGCUUUCUGGUUGAUUCGUCGAGCUGAGGCUGCCAAGACUUGCUCUCUAGUGCGCGUGGCUUUGUACAGCAGCCCUGUCUCCUUGCCUGAGCAGUGGCUCUUCUCUAUCCAGAAAGCAAUGCUAGGGAGGCGCUGAGCUGUCCCACCAGGUGACCUUAGUCUAGCCCUCUGCCAGUCUGUUGGGAGAUCCUUCUCCUGAGUGGUGGAGGAUACCGGCUGGCCUGGGGCAAGAGGAGCUCCGGGCUCCGGGGGGGCGGGGCCGGAGCCGGAGGAGAUGCCCCUCCACGUGAAGUGGCCGUUCCCCGCGGUGCCCCGACUCACCUGGACGCUAGCCAGCAGCGUCGUCAUGGGCCUAGUUGGCACCUACAGCUGCUUCUGGACCAAGUACAUGAACCAUCUCACCGUGCACAACAAGGAAGUGCUGUAUGAGCUCAUUGAGAACCGAGGCCCUGCCACCCCCCUUAUCACCGUCUCCAACCACCAGUCUUGCAUGGAUGACCCUCAUCUCUGGGGGAUCCUGAAACUCAGACACAUCUGGAACCUGAAGUUGAUGCGUUGGACCCCAGCAGCUGCAGACAUCUGCUUCACCAAGGAGCUGCACUCCCAUUUCUUCAGCUUGGGCAAAUGUGUGCCUGUGUGUCGAGGAGAUGGUGUCUACCAGAAAGGGAUGGACUUCAUUUUGGAGAAGCUUAACCAUGGGGACUGGGUGCAUAUCUUCCCAGAAGGGAAAGUAAACAUGAGUUCUGAGUUCCUGCGCUUCAAAUGGGUAGGAAUUGGACGGCUGAUUGCUGAGUGUCAUCUAAACCCCAUCAUCCUGCCUCUGUGGCAUGUUGGAAUGAAUGAUGUCCUCCCUAACAGCCCACCCUACUUCCCCCGCUUUGGACAGAAAAUCACCGUGCUGAUUGGGAAACCCUUCAGUACACUCCCUGUGCUUGAGCGGCUCCGGGCAGAGAACAAGUCAGCUGUGGAGAUGCGGAAAGCCCUCACAGACUUCAUUCAAGAGGAAUUCCAGCGGCUGAAGAUGCAAGCAGAACAGCUCCACAAUCAUUUCCAGCCUGGAAGAUAGGCUUUGCCUGCCCAGUCUGUGCCCUGCAGUUCUUAGACAAAGGAGCACUGGGCCUUUCAGGGUUUGGGAAGUAGUGGUACAGGACCCUGACCAAGCCUGCUUGGCUCUUUACUGCUUUUGAGAUUCUUCCCUGUACAAAACUAAGGCUGGGAAAUGGACUGAUGCUUUUAAUUCAGAUAGAUUGGCUCCCAAUUCCUGCUGGAUACCCUUUUUUAUUAUUGAACAUCUGACUCCACUAGGUCUUGAGCUAAAAGAAGAGCUUUGGCUGUCCCUUACACUUGGUGGAAAAGGAAGGGACACUCUUAGGCAGAGACCUCCUUUUCACCUUUCUCAGGGAGGGAGCAAAGCAGGUAGUUAAGCAAAUAGUCGGGUAGGAGAAUAGGUGUCUUAGUCAUAGGUACAGAAAGAAGACUCAAAUGAUCCCUUGGAUGGGCUACCACUUGCCCACUGCUCACAAAUCUCCUCAGGGAUGGCUGUCAGCCAGGUCAUUCUACCUGAGCUCCUGCUACAAGGUUUGUCCUUGGGUAGCUUGUAGACAAGAUGAGAAGGUAUUGCCAGGAUUCAAGCACAGCUAAACUUAAGUAGAUGUUUCUUUUAUGGCAGAAAAAGACCUGACCAUGAACCCCCAAUGUCAGGGGCUACUUGCUUCUCUAAUCUUUUUGCCUUGACAUUCUCUAUAUCCUGGAAUCUGGGUUUUAAUGGUUUUUUUUUUUUUGAGUAAUAAAACAUUUGUGUUAUGCCAC
Molecule: messenger RNA, 1945 nt
Organism: Mastomys coucha (southern multimammate mouse)
Lineage: Eukaryota; Metazoa; Chordata; Mammalia; Rodentia; Muridae
Gene: Tafazzin
Product: tafazzin
Exons: 10
Coding region: 411-1202 (263 amino acids)
Biological process (GO): cardiolipin acyl-chain remodeling; inner mitochondrial membrane organization
Cellular component (GO): mitochondrial membrane
Molecular function (GO): 1-acylglycerophosphocholine O-acyltransferase activity
Source: RefSeq, a predicted model, not a curated record